Messenger RNA from Saprolegnia parasitica CBS 223.65, 1386 nucleotides. RefSeq lists its product as hypothetical. The record is from RefSeq and is a predicted model, not a curated record. Lineage: Eukaryota; Oomycota; Saprolegniomycetes; Saprolegniales; Saprolegniaceae. The transcript has a single exon. The coding region runs from base 46 to 1338 and encodes 430 amino acids.
UGACGAUGGCGAGAAGACGAAGAAGACGCCGGAAGCGCACCGGCGAUGCUGCCCCAGGAUCUCGUGCAUGUCGUCGCCCGCUACGUCGAGGCGCCAGACGACGUUCUGAGCUUCCUCGACGCACUGCCGGCCGGCAGCCGCGGUCCGUCGCUCGGCAGCCUCGUGGCGCUGGCCACCGAGAGGCCGGCGUCGGCGCUCUGGCCGCGGCUGGUGCUGUCGUCUGUAGCGUCAAACCGUCAGCGCAAGUGGCUCUGCAAUGCCAUGCGCAACCACCCGUGCGUCGAGCUCGACGCCGAUGCCCUCGGGCUCUGGGUGCCGCACAUCCUUCCGUCGACGCGUCUGCGCAUGAGCAUCGAGAAGAGUCACGUGGAUGCUCUCCCGGAUUCCAUCUUGUCGGCGCUUUGCGAGCUCGAGAUCAUGUUGGACACGCCAACUUCCAUCUCGGUCUUUGCUUGCUUUCUCCAAACGUUGCCACGCCUCCGUGUCCUGCGACUCGAGUGCCUCUGGACCAGCCUCGAUUCGCCGCCGCGCCUCGAGCCGCUUAUCGCAGGCCCGCGCCAGGUGUGGCUCGAGUCGGUGGGCUUUUCGUUUCAGCGUGGACACGUGCUCUCGAUCGCGACGGUGACUGCCAUCGCACAGUUCCUAUCAGCGCAGAGCGUGCGUGACGUGAGCUUCCGUAGUGUCGACGUCACGCCCGAGGCCGGCGACACCUUGAGCGCUGUGCUGGAGUCGUCGCAGUCUCUGCAGCGUCUCGUGUUGCAAGAGAGCCAUACGCUUGUGGCAGCGCUGACACGCACGACGCGGCAUCUGCCACAUCUAAAGCACUUGGUCCUCAACGACGUGUCGUGGCGUCAUUUGGAGACGCUCUGGUCGAGAUUGCCUGCAUGUAUGAAGGGGCUAUCGACGCUCCACCUCUGGCUGGACCACGGCCGCUUGAACGACGACGAGUUUAAACGGUUUGUAUCCGUGCUUGGCCAACUCCAGCUCGAGACUCUCCAGCUGCACGCGAAGAACCUAUUGCUCAACUACCCGGGGCGCGUAGCUCUCUUGCUCGCAGCGCUGGCGCCGCAAAGAGACUUGGUUGCGCUCACUUUGCACUUUACGAUGUUGAGCAACGACGACAUUUGGACACUGGCCGCGACGUUGCCAUGUGCAGUGGCGACGCUGGAUCUGCGAUACAACGCGUACAACGACGCCAGCGUCGACGCACUACUGGUCCUACUGCAGCGGCCUGCACUGCGCCACGUGGCGCUUGCCGAGACGCUCUCGCACGCUGCCCAAGACCGCUUGCGUGCGACGUGCCCGAGGCCCCUGCGCCUGACCUUUGACGCCAAGUAGACAGGGAUGCGUUUCAAGGGAUAUCCGUGCAUAAUUCAUGUCCCUGGG